Messenger RNA from Carya illinoinensis, 1519 nucleotides. RefSeq lists its product as uncharacterized. The coding region runs from base 5 to 316 and encodes 103 amino acids. The transcript is spliced from 4 exons. The record is from RefSeq and is a predicted model, not a curated record. NCBI's taxonomy places the organism in Eukaryota, Viridiplantae, Streptophyta, Magnoliopsida, Fagales, Juglandaceae.
CCAAAUGAUUUUAAAUUUCCGUUCCUGCCGUUCUGCCAACUCGCGAAACCAGGCUGCUAGCUCUGCUCCGCCGAUGUCGUUCUCUCUCGACACAGCAGAAAGAGUUGGGACUAUUUGCAUGCUGCCCGAAACGACUGUCUUGGAUAGCGUGAAGAAGAAUAACAAGAAGAAUGAGAAGGAAAAAGUGGGAUGUAGUACUUGCUGCUGCACCUGCACUCCAGAUGGGAUCAGGCCAUCCUGGCUGAGGAAGAGCGACUCAUCGUCAUCCGUUUUGGCCCUAACUGGGACGGGACCUGCAUGCAGAUUUCUUGCCUAGCGGCCUCUCUAAAUUGGUAGACAUGCUCUCAUUUUCCUCAACAUCUAUGGCAAUGGCAGCUGGAACAGUAGGGCAACCCGUCUUUCUCUUUGUUGGCAAAUUAUCCAUAUGCACUUGCCACUUUGGUUGGUGCCUCAAUAAGUUCCAACAAUGAUUCAAUUGUAAUUUCUUUUUUGUGUCGAUCGGUACAAUGCCUUUGCCUUGUCAAUCUAAACACCAAUCAUAAAAAUAUUAGUACAUAUUACAAUCCAAAUUUAUGAUAAUUAGAAACAUACCUUGUCUUGUUCAUUGGUACCGCUUGGAUGCAUUGACUCGACUUGGGCUAAGAAACCACAAAACUUAUUUGUGGCUUUUUGGAUAGUUGACCAUCGAUUAGUCAACGACUCCACAGAACGUUCAGGCCAAUUAGCAUUUUUAUAAGUAUUGAAGUAAUCAUGGAUUCUUAUCCACAAUUGGGUGGACUUUUGAUCUGUCCCCCUAAUAGCGUCUAUAUUAAUAUUGAGCCACCCUGAUACAAGGAGGUUGUCUUCCUCCACGGUGAAGGACACACCCCGUUGGGAUAGUUUAGUUCGUGCCCUUACUUGCCCUUCGGGUUGUGUCACUUCAACCUCAGGAAACACAUUAUCAUGCAAAACACGAGCCAUGGGGGGGUUAAUAAUACCUUCUCCACCACUUUGCAAUAGUGUGGUGAAAAAUGGAUCGUAUUGGCAGUGUGAAUCCAUCCUAGAUAAAAUAGUCACCAAGUAAUAAAAUCAACAGUCAGCAAGUAAGCAUGGAAGACAGUCAAAACAGUAUGCCAACACACACAACACAACAUCUGAAAAGUUACAAGGUUGACUAUUAACAAUGAAAAUGCAAAUUGGAUCACUAUCACUCUGCUGGCUCUGUAAUUUUUCAGCAGCUCUAACAACAAAUAAAUGAGCUAGUUUGAUUGAGAAGUGUUUUGAUUGAGAACAGUAUGAUAGUCUCUUCUUUCUCGCUUUUAAUACAAUCUUGAUUACUUAUAAAAAAAAAAGUAUGAUACUCAAAAAAGUAUGAUACUUAAUACCUGAUCUUUAAUUUCCUAGAGGAAUUCCAACCUUAAAUCUAAAACUGGUUAUCUCCAAAACAGGUUCUAUUAUAACCAAAUACAUUAUGCUUUUCAUCAUGUUUGCAGCUUCCAAGUGUUUGUUAUAUUUCGGGCACUAAUUUUUUCAAUUUUCU